GAAAGAGAGACUGUGAGUGAGUGUGUGUGUGUGUGUGUGAGAGAGAGAGAUAUAUAUUAUAUCAGAACUCCUCUGUAGCUCGAGAAAUUUUGGAUUUUGCUGCUCAAUUCAUUACACAGGUAUAUAAUGUCGAGGGAUGUCAAGUUUUCCCGUAGAGAUUCCGGCAAGCACGAGGAAAUCGAGAAUAACAUCCCUGAGAAUCUCCAAGCUUCGUUUUUGUCUCAAACCAGCAACGAUUCCAUUUCUCUGUCACGGGCUCCGCUAAACACGAUCCAGGAUCCGUUGAACAACACCAAACACGAGAAGGAAUCGAGGAGUAAGAUCGAAGGAACUCCGUCUAAGCUUAGAGCUAAGAACCCAGAUCCAGCAUUACCUCUACGGACGCCUGAUAACAAGCAUAGAUCAGCGGCGUUCUCUAAAAACCGGUUUGGCUGGGGCGAGAAGUGUGAUUCCAUCGCAAACACGACUCCUAAAACCGGUAGAGUCGCCGGGAGAGCUAAUUCGGAGACCAAUUCUUCGACGCAGAACACGCCUACGAAGAGCGUUUCUAAGCCGCCGGGAUCUUGUUACAGAGGGAAGCUCGAUGGAGCAGGAGCUGUUAGAGCUGGUGGCUAUGCUUCGUUGUACAAAGGGUUCUCUAGCUCUUCUGGGCAAGUUUCAGCUGUUGUCAAUACCGUCGAAGUCCCUCACUUUGACCUUAAGGAAGAUCCAUCUUUUUGGAUGGAUCACAACGUACAGAUUCUUAUACGUGUCCGACCGCUUAAUAGCAUGGAGAAGAGUAUAAAUGGGUACAAUAGGUGCUUAAAGCAGGAAAGCUCGCAAUGCUUAGCAUGGAAUGGACCACCAGAAACACGAUUUUUAUUCGAUCAUGUGGCUUGUGAGACAAUUGACCAGGAUACCCUUUUUCGGGUUGCCGGUCUGCCCAUGGUGGAAAACUGCUUGUCUGGCUACAACAGCUGUAUAUUUGCGUAUGGCCAGACAGGAAGUGGAAAAACGUAUACAAUGCUUGGGGAAGUCGGUGAUUUAGAAGUUAAACCAAGUCCUAACAGAGGAAUGAUGCCACGGAUAUUUGAGUUUUUAUUUGCAAGAAUACAAGCUGAGGAAGAGAGCAGAAGAGACGAGAGACUUAAAUACAGUUGCAAAUGCUCUUUCCUUGAGAUUUACAAUGAGCAAAUCACAGACCUCCUUGAACCGUCUUCAACAAAUUUGCAGCUUCGAGAGGACAUUAAGAACGGUGUCUAUGUGGAAAAUCUCACUGAGUUUGAAGUAGAGAGUGUUCAAGACAUCUUAGGGCUUAUCACACAGGGUUCUUUGAAUCGAAAAGUUGGAGCCACUAAUAUGAACAGAGAGAGCAGCCGAUCACAUAGUGUAUUUACAUGCGUGAUCGAGAGCAGGUGGGAAAAAGACUCAACAACUAAUAUGCGUUUUGCAAGACUGAACCUGGUUGAUCUUGCUGGAUCAGAGAGGCAGAAAACUUCUGGCGCUGAAGGUGACCGCCUGAAAGAAGCUGCUAAUAUCAAUAAAUCAUUGUCCACACUAGGACAUGUCAUUAUGGUUCUUGUGGAUGUUGCAAAUGGUAAACCAAGGCAUAUUCCAUAUCGUGAUUCCAGGCUGACAUUUCUUCUUCAGGACUCUUUGGGUGGCAAUUCCAAAACAAUGAUCAUUGCUAAUGCUAGUCCUUCCGUCAGUUGUGCAGCAGAGACGCUAAACACUCUUAAAUUUGCUCAGAGAGCAAAGCUAAUCCAGAAUAAUGCUGUGGUCAACGAAGAUUUCAACGGAGAUGUCCUCGAAUUACGCCGUCAAAUCCGACUUUUAAAGGAAGAGCUUUCCCUCCUCAAGCGCCAGAACAUCUCCAGGGCAUUGUCAUUUGGAUCAGCAACAGCCAACUUUUCAGAACUCCAAGUCAAUUCUCCAUCAAGUGAAAUGCACGAGACAGGACAUCAGCUGGCUGGUAAUUCGCUUGUGUAUGAAUCUGGAGGCUGUGUAAGGAUGUCUAGAAAGCAGUUGAAAUCUUUGGAGACAACACUUGCUGGCUCAUUGAGAAGAGAACAUGUGGCUGAUGCUUCAAUUAAGAAGCUUGAAGCUGAGAUUGAGCAUCUAAACCGCUUGGUUCGACAAAGAGAGGAAGAUACUAGGAGCACAAAAAUGAUGCUCAAAUUUCGAGAAGACAAGAUACAGAGGCUAGAAUCACUUCUCGGCAACCAUAUAUCUGCAGAUGCUUUUUUGCUCGAAGAGAAUAACGUGUUAUCAGAAGAGAUUCAGCUGCUUCAAGCUAAAAUUGAUAAAAAUCCUGAAUUGACUCGCUUUGCCCUUGAAAACAUAAGGCUUCUUGACCAACUUAGAAGAUUUCAAGAGUUCUAUGAGGAAGGUGAGAGAGAAAUUCUGCUGGGCGAAGUCUCUAAUCUGCGAAACCAGCUCUUCCAAUUUAUUGAUGAAAACUCCAACCAGCAAAAACAUCCUGAUGAUGGAAUAGAGCCACAGGGUGCAUUACGUAUUAGCAAGGAAAAUAAUUCCCUACAGGAGGAGUUAAAACAGACCUGUAACGAGCUUGAGAAAUGCAGAAGUAACCUUGGUUCUUGCCUGGAAGAGAAUGCAAAGCUUAGUAGAGAUAUCCAUGAUCUGCAGGCUAUGGUCAGUGAUAUCAGAGCUUCCACACCGGAUGAUCAUAGCAUUGCGAACAAUAACAAGGCCUUGUUGGGAGCUCAAAAUGCUGAGUGGCACGAAACACUAGCUGGUCAGCAAGUCAAUCAUGUAGAAGAAAUCAUCAAACUGCAGCUUGAUUUGGAUGUAUUGAAAAUUAUACUAGAUGAGGAAAGGACACUACGUGGUGACACAGAGGCACAGGCGGUUCGCUUGAAACUUGAUAUUGGAGAGUUGCAAGACCAACUACUUACGUUGAGCGAGCAGCACGAAAAUGUAAACAGUGAGCUGGGGGAGACAAAGUCUGUAGUUGAAGCUCUCGAAUCGCAAAACAUAAUAUUGAUCCAAGAAGCACUAGAGUUGAGGAGAAUAAAGGAGAACUAUAUUGAGCUUUUACAAAAGCAAGAGCUUGACAUCCCAGCAAUGAAGUCCAAACAGAGCAAUGAGUUCAAAGAUAUUCCCGCAGAGGACAAUGCAAUUGACACGAAGUUUAAGAAGAUGCAGUCAUCUCUUGAAAAAGCUAAGAGGUUGAACAUGUUGUUAAAGAGUGAUAUUGCUUCUAAGGCAUGUGGAGAUGAAGAAAUGGGUGAAGUUCAUAGGCAAGCUGAAGCUGCAACUGCCGAGGUGAUUGUCUGUUUGCAGAAUGAGCUCGAAGUUCUUCAGAAGGAGGUCAGUGAUUUCCAAUCAAAAGAAAAGGUGACUGAAAAGCAGGUACAGGUUUUGGAAACUCGGAUGGAUGAGCUGCAGGAUAACCUACGAGAUAUGACCAUGGAUAAUGAGCAGUUGCAAGAAAAUCUCAGAGGCAAAGAAAUGGAACUACAGAUCAUAUCAAAUGAAAUGGAACUUCUCACAGCUGAGCUUGAAGAAAUUCUGCUGAAUGGGAAUGAAGGUCUUACAGAUGCGUGUUACCAGGCUGAUCUAAUUUCGGGUUCCUUUCCAGAUAAAAGGAUAUGGAUAUCUGAACAGAUUGGAGGAUUAAAAAGAACAAUUUCUGAGAGGGAAUUAAUGAUUGAAGAUCUUGAAAAUUGUUUAGAGGAUGCGAAUAAAAAGCGAUGUGAUAUAGAAUCCAUGUUGAAGUCUCUUAGAGGGGCAGCAUUAGUAAUGAGUGAAGCGCACCAGAGAGAGUACGAGGAAAAGGAGACACAUGUUCAGCUCUUGAAAUCACAGUUGUGCACAAAAACAGAGGCCAUAUCAAGGCUUCAAGAGAAGCUGAAGAUGGCUGAAAGUUGGAUUUAUGAGGCAUCACAUUGUGCAACAGCCUCUUUAGUAAUUGUCAACCGAAAUUCUGAGGUAAUCGAAUCCUAUACUUUUGAGUUGAAGGAAAAGGAUCUCCAGAUUGAGGAAUCUGCUGGAACAAUCCUUUCUCUGAAGCAACAAGUACAAGAUCUGGAAGCAACCUGUGAGGAAUUUAGAAGAAAACUUCUAGAAGAAGAAAAGAAUGCUUCUGCUAUGGAACGAAGGCUUGAAGAAAUUGAGGAGACUGGCAUUUCGUCCAUGAAAGAGAAGCUUUCUGAGCUUAAGGGUGGCGUAUCUGGACUCAGAUCUUGCGUAAACAUGUGUCAAGAGCAUGAUAAAUACACUGAGGCAGAGAACUCACUACGUUCUCCAGCCCACUGUAGUGAAGGACAAGGACUUGGAAAGAAUGUAGUUGUUUCCUCUUGCAUAGUGAAGAUUCCAAACAACAAUCAUACGGAGCCCAUCAGUUUUAACAGCAAGGUGUCUAGUGAGAGAGGUGAAGUGAUUAUACUGCUAAGGCAAGAAAUGGAAUCUGCUCUUGUAAGCUUAAAGAAGGUUCAAUUUGAGAUGGCCAAACUCCAGGAUGAGAAGGAAGAGCUAAAGGCGUCUGAGAAAAGAAGCUUAAGCAAUUUAAACGACCUUUCUGCACAGUUUUGCAACCUUGAAAAUCUGAUGAAUAACAUAGAAAAACAAUAUGAGCACAAGUUGGAAGUCACAGAUCAUAAACUUAAGACUUUGGAGCAUGACUUUGCUAAGAUGAAGAUAGAGGCUGACCAGAAAUCUGUAGAAAACUUGUGUAUUUUUAAGAAGUUUGAGGAGGCCCAAGGGAUUAUUAAAGAAGCUGAUAUCACGCUCAAUGAGCUCAUAAUAGCGAAUGAAAAGAUGAAAGCUGAUCUGGAAAAACAGAGGAAAAGGGAAAUCAGUUUGGUUGGAGAGAGAAGCGCCUUAGUUGACAAGCUGCAAGAGCUGGAAUCCAUAAAGGUCAUAGGAAAUGAGAAGUUUGAGAACCUUGAGAAGCUAUUUGAGUCAAGUUUAAUGGAUAACUGCUCAAAGGAUGUUGAGUCACUUGUUCUGGCGCUAAAAGUAGAAGAAUAUUCUUCUUGUCUCGCAGUUGUGGAUAGAGAGCUUCUUGAUUAUCAUGCCAUCGUUGAGGGUCUUAAAGAGAAAUUGUUUGUUUCCCAGGUGGAAAGUGAGCUCAAAGACCUCUGUCUGGCUGAUAACAAAUUGGAGACCGUUUCGAUGGAACAAAAGCUGACUGAAGCACAAAGAAAAAUCAAGGCUCUCUCAUCGGACCUUAAUCACAGUGUGCAAAAAAUUGCCGAAAUGGACGAAGUAAACAAGGUUUUUGGAGAAAGAGUCUUCUUCUUGGAGUCUUGCGUUGCUGGCCUACAUCAAGAUUUGGCGAUGAAAGCUUCUGAAAUUUACAGUCUCGAACAUUCCCAGUCAGUGGUUGCAGAAGAAUUAGAUAUCAAAGAAAGGGAUAUACAAGCUUAUGCUAAGGCUGUCGGUGCGUUGAAGAAUGAAAACAGCUCCCUUAAGCACAAGUUUAUACAUUUUGGUGAAGAUCAGUCCAAAGCAAUAGAUGUCACGAGCUUAAGCAUUGCCAAAUGCAUACAACUAACCAGGGAUGGUCUGGUUAUUUCUGAUAAAACUUUCGAACUGAUAUGUGAUAACGCCAAUAAGGCUUCGGAAUUCGCAGAUACCGUUCAAUCUUUGCAGAUUGAUGUACAAGACUUGUUGUCUGAGAAUGUGAAGCUCCAGGAUGAACUUUUGAGAAAGGAUGAUGUUUUAAAGGGGUUGUCUUUUGACCUAAGCCUACUACAAGAAUCUGCUUCCAUAUCCAGAGACAAGAAAGAUGAAUCAAGGGAAAUCAUGGUUCAUGUUGAAGCUUUAGAAAAGGCACUAGCUUUGAAAACCUUUGAACUAGAAGAUGUUGAAGCUAGGCUGCAAGAGAGCAAAGAAAUUAUUUGCAACCUUGAAGCGGAUACUGAAAAGGUAAGGCAGUGCCAAAAAAAAUUGUCAGCGGAAAAUGAAGAAAUUAGAGCAGAAGCCGAAUAUCUCUUGGCAGAAAAAAACUCUCUAGAGGAGGAGCUGAUCCAGACAAAGAAGGUAUCGGAGAGCAUGGAGAUGGAGCUCUUUAAUCUAAGAAAUGCUCUCGGAGAAUUGAAUGAUACAGUUGAGUUUAACCAGAGCAAAUUAAAGGAGACCAUGGUUGACAGGGACAGUCUCCAAGAUGAGGUUUUGUACCUGAAAGAAGAAGUCGGGAAGAUGAAUGCUGAGGCUAGAAAAAUAGAAGUUAGGUACAUCGAAGCUCAAGAGAUUGCUGAAUCAAGAAAGAUAUAUGCCGAUCAGAGAGAAGAGGAAGUGAAGCUAUUAGAGGGAUCAGUUGAGAAGCUUGAGUAUACUAUUAAUGUACUUGAAAAUAAGGUUAACGUUAUCAAAGAUGAAGCUGAAAGACAGCGUCUGCAAAGGGAGGAGCUGGAGAUGGAGCUUCAUACCAUACGCCAGCAGAUGGAAAGUUCUAGAAAUUCUGAUGAAGAAAUGAAAAGGAUUUUAGAUGAAAAGAACAUGGAUCUUGAGGAAGCUAAGAAGCAUAUAGAAGCGCUUGAGAGAAGUAAGGCUCACCAAAAGACCGAGAUUUCUCAACUCAGCGCGCAUAUCUCAGAAUUAAAUUUGCAUGCAGAGGCUCAAGCUAGAGAUUACAUGCAUAAGUUCAGAGAAUUGGAGGCAAUGGCUGAGCACGUAAAGCCAGAAAUUCAUGUUUCUCAAGCUAUGGAUUCUUCAUUGAGUAAAGGUUCGGGGAAGCCUCGGGGUUCUGGCUCUCCUUUCAGGUGCAUAGGGUUGGGAAUCGCACAACAAAUGAGAUCUGAGAAGGAUGAGGAGCUUGCUGCUGCAAGGCUACGAAUUGAGGAGCUUGAAACUGUAGUUGCAACUCGGCAGAAAGAGGUAUUUUUAUUGAACUCAAAGCUCGCCAAGGUAGAUAGUAUGACCCAUGAUAUCAAUCGAGUGAUGCUGGGUCUCAAACAGAAUUGUGCUUCAUUAUUGGAUAGUCAGCAAGUAUUGAAGAUAGCAGAGAUGCUUCAACUUCAUAGUACAGAUUCACAAGAAAGGGAUUUUGAAGUCUCUCAGCUCAAGCAGAAACUCAAUGAAUAUAAUGAGGAAAGGCAAGGGUGGAUAGAGGAGAUGGAAGGAAAGCAGACUGAUCUAGUUACCGCGCAGAUAGAACUCGAGGAACAAAGGCAGCAUGAGCAACUGCUCAAGAAAGAAAACAAAUUCCUGAAGAAGGAGAAUGUAAGUCAUAAAAGAAAAGUAAUGGAACUUGAAGCAGAAGUGAAUAAGCUAUCGUUGCUGCAAAAUCCAGAGUGGAGAACUCGUGAUCAUGGUAGAAUCAAGGAAGAAAACAAUAUGUUAAAACUACAGCUUGAUGAGCUCAACCUGAAGCUACGAAGAGCAGAUGUGAAUAUAUCUCGUGCCAAAGAAGAGCUUGCUUGGUACCGAGCAUCUGCCGGAAAAAACCGGCCGUGCCAAAUGUGUAGUGUAGAAUAAUAGAAAAGAAACAUUUGAUUAAUUGCUAACUUUUGAAUUCUUAUUAUACUGUAGUAGAUAAAACCGUAAGUUUUGUUUACAUUAGCAAAAUUCAUGGUAUUGUAUAUAUAUUA
Eutrema salsugineum is the source of this 7535-nucleotide messenger RNA. Its product is annotated as kinesin-like protein KIN-12D. The transcript is spliced from 35 exons. The coding region runs from base 127 to 7422 and encodes 2431 amino acids. Lineage: Eukaryota; Viridiplantae; Streptophyta; Magnoliopsida; Brassicales; Brassicaceae. The record is from RefSeq and is a predicted model, not a curated record. Gene Ontology annotation, molecular function: microtubule motor activity; microtubule binding; ATP binding. Gene Ontology annotation, biological process: microtubule-based movement.